Neltuma alba is the source of this 1427-nucleotide messenger RNA. RefSeq names its product protein JINGUBANG-like. NCBI's taxonomy places the organism in Eukaryota, Viridiplantae, Streptophyta, Magnoliopsida, Fabales, Fabaceae. The record is from RefSeq and is a predicted model, not a curated record. The transcript has a single exon. Gene Ontology annotation, molecular function: protein binding. The coding region runs from base 92 to 1312 and encodes 406 amino acids.
UCCUAAAGUGUCAUAUAUUGGUCUUCACAUGUAUAAUAGGCCUCAUCUGGCUUUCUGCCAUACCAUUUACUCUCACCUUAACAUGUGAAUCAUGGAACAUCACCGAUCUGAUGGUGCUUCUUCUUCUUCUUCCUCUUGCUCACACCAUCUUCAACCAGGGCCACAGUCUGUGUCUUCACAACGUAGCAUGGCUUCAGUGCCUUCCCUUAACUCACAAUCUCGUCACCAGCAAGAAACCCAUCCUUCCACCAACUUCCACCAGUGCCUCACAACUCUCAAAGGCCACACUUCUUCUUACACAUCCUGUCUUGCCCUCUCGGGGAAGUUCCUCUACGCAGGUUCAUCUGACAGAGAAAUCAGAUCGUGGAAUCGCAGUGUUUUGCUUUCUGAGUUAGACCCUGAAAAUUCCAUCACCAACAUAGCACUUUCCGGAAAGGGUGCAGUGAAAUCCAUCGUGGCUCAAUCUGAUAAGCUUUUCAGUGCUCACCAAGAUCAUAAAAUCAGAGUAUGGAAGAUCAGCAACCAAGAAACUGACCAACAGGAAUACACGCAUGUAGCCACCCUUCCAACUUUAGGUGAUCGUGCUUCCAAAAUUUUGAUCCCUAAGAACCAUGUCCAGAUCAGAAGGCACAAGAAAUGUACGUGGGUUCAUCAUGUGGACACAGUCUCUGCUCUGGCCUUGUCCAAAGACGAAACCUUGCUGUACUCGGUUUCAUGGGACAGGACAGUCAAAAUAUGGAGAACCAGAGAUUUCAGCUGUUUAGAAUCAGUAACCAACGCACACGACGAUGCCAUAAAUGCGGUCGCAGUUUCCGACGAUGGGUACGUAUACACGGGAUCAGCAGACAGGAAAAUUAAAGUGUGGAAGAAAGGAGAAGGAGAAAAGAAGCACUCUUUGGUAGAUACAUUAGAGAGACACGAUUCUGGGAUCAAUGCGUUGGCUCUGAGCAGUGACGGGAGCGUGUUGUAUUCUGGUGCGAGUGACAGGUCGAUAUUGGUUUGGGAGAAAGAUGAAGAAGAUGGGAAAAUGGAGUUGGUGGGGGCAUUAAGAGGCCAUACUAAGUCUAUAUUGUGCUUGGCUGUGGUUUGGGAUUUGGUUUGUAGUGGUUCAGCGGAUAGAACGAUUCGGAUAUGGAGAGGGAUUGAGAAACAGUACUCGUGUUUAGCAGUUUUGGAAGGGCAUAGAGGAGCAAUCAAGUGUAUAACUGCGGCCAUUGAUCGUUGUGAUUCCUCUGAAGCUUCUUUUCUAGUGUACAGUGGCAGUUUGGAUUGCGACGUUAAGAUGUGGCAGAUUGUUGUCCCUGUUUCUUAGAUUCCUAGGAUUAUUGCAGAGGGAGAGGCGUUAGGUUCAUGAUCCUUCAGAAAAUAUUACCGAUUUGUCAUGGGAAUGAUUUUUUUUCUCUUCUUAAUGCACCAUAGUAUUUUAA